Molecule: messenger RNA, 1380 nt
Organism: Varroa destructor (honeybee mite)
Lineage: Eukaryota; Metazoa; Arthropoda; Arachnida; Mesostigmata; Varroidae
Product: delta(3,5)-Delta(2,4)-dienoyl-CoA isomerase, mitochondrial
Cellular component (GO): mitochondrion
Molecular function (GO): delta(3,5)-delta(2,4)-dienoyl-CoA isomerase activity
Source: RefSeq, a predicted model, not a curated record
GAAGAGUGGCGUCUCUGUUAAACUUUCUUUUAUUACUGCCACAACUGUUCCGUUGUGCUUUGUUACGGGUUGAUACAAACGGAAACAUCCAGGAUCCAGACAGGGAGCUGCGGAACGACAAUGUGUAUCGUUCUGUGCUCGGAACGAUUUAGUAGCCGCGUAUCCGUUUUCGUAUAGUGCAGUAGAAUCUAAAAGCCAAUGGCAAUAUUGCUUGCUGUCAGGCGAGCCUCGGAUAUUAUACUUUCGGGAGCAAGCCAGUUAAGCAAACGCGCAAUGUCAGCAACAACGACCGAGUUCACGACACUCAAGGUGUAUAAACCGGCGCCAUUUGUCUAUAAUGUAGAGCUGAACCGGCCGGAGAAGAGGAACGCCAUGAAUAGUGCGAUGUGGACCGACAUACCGAAGUGUUUUGCCUUGAUAAACACCGAUCCCGAUUGCCGAGUCGUCAUAUUCUCAGGCUCUGGAGCGAUGUUUACCGCUGGACUCGACCUUACAGAGCAGGCCGCGGUCUUGGCGGGAUUUGGCGCGUAUGGUGACGACGCUUCUAGAAAAUUCGUCAAAGUUCGUAAUCUUAUUCAACGCUACCAGUAUACUGUCACGUCAAUAGAGAAGUGCGCGAAGCCCGUAAUUGCAGCUAUUCAUGGCGGAUGCAUUGGUGCGGGCAACAGCCUUAUCGCAUCAUGCGAUAUCAGGUAUUGUACCGAAGACGCAUGGUUUACGAUUCGUGAAAUCGAUGUGGGCCUGUGCGCCGACGUUGGUGUGCUUCAACGCUUGCCGAAAAUUGUGGGCAACGGAUCUUUGAUUAGCGAAUGGGCAUUAACCGGUAGGAGAAUUGACUCAAAGGAAGCUCGGCAAGAAGGUCUCGUGUCGAAGGUCGUCAAAGACAAGGAUGAGCUUAUGAAAGUGUCACUCGAACUCGCGAACACCAUCGCUGCGAAAUCACCGGUUGCCGUACAGGGAACGAAGGUAAAUUUGGUUUAUUCGCGCAGCUAUCCCGUCGAUCAGGCAUUGGAAUUCAUGGCCACGUGGAACGCAUGUCAUCUGCAGUCUGAGGACGUGGCGACCGCUGCCACUGCAUUAAUUUCAAAGGAUUCUGAGCAACCUGUCUUUGCUAAACUUUAAAUUGAACAAUUUAUGCUCACAAAGAAUAGACCAGACAUAAUUCAGCGGUAUACGUGUUUGUCAUUAUCGUUAUAAUGAUAUUUAUCCAAUUUGCUACUCCUACCAAGGUGCUUUUAGUGGGUUUAUACAGAGCCCCCGUGCAAUUAUGACUAGUAUUAUUCUUCAUCACGAUAAACAGGCGUUGGUCUAAAUUUUACAUGAUGCGAGCAAGAUGAUGUUGCGUUAUGAUGGUCUUAUUAGAGUGCAUGAAGUCGUCUC